This is a messenger RNA of Klebsormidium nitens, 1808 nucleotides long. The record is from the annotation of a GenBank genome assembly. NCBI's taxonomy places the organism in Eukaryota, Viridiplantae, Streptophyta, Klebsormidiophyceae, Klebsormidiales, Klebsormidiaceae.
UGCUUCCCCUGCCUUGCCCAUUGGCAUUGGCAUUGGGAAGGUAGCCGUGGGUUUCCUUCUUUUCCCAGCUCUGGUCAUCUUCGCCCGUUCAAGGAACCCUGGCUUCCUAGAUGCAGCAGCACUGUGAGGACGUAGGGUCGCCUAGGUCUGGGUAUCAACUUUGAAUGUUGAUCAAGUAAUCAGUGAAACCGGAAUGGUUGGCGGAAGUCCGCUGGCGAAGCUAGCGUAUGUUGAACAAAAUUAGGUUGAAGCAGCACAAGGAGAGGCGUAGAAACACAGCGAGUAGGAGAUAGCUUAGUGAAAAUGGCGGGGAAGGAAGAGGACCUGUAUCUGGUGCUUGGCUUGGAAAAGGGAUUGGAGAGCACAGAGGCAGAAGUGAAGAAAGCUUACAGAAAAAAGGCGUUGGAGUCUCACCCAGACAAGAGGCCGGACGACAAGAAUGCUGCGGCAGAGUUUGAUCGCAUCCAGAAAGCUUAUGAAGUCCUGGGAGACGAAAAGGCUAGGAAAGCUUAUGAUGACCUCAGAAAAGUGCAAAGGGCCAGGGCCGAUAGGGAUGCUGCGAAGGGGGUGAAGCGGCAGAAGAUGAUGGACGAUCUGAAAAAGCGGGAGGAUGCAUAUGUGCAUGAGAGGAGUGCUGAGGAGAUGGCCAGGAUGAAGCUCAAGGCAGAGAUCGCCCGGGUACGCCAGGAAAACAUUGCCCGCCAGAAGCGCCAGCAAGAAGAGCUAGCCGCAGCUCAGGAGGCAGCCCGUCGCGCAUCUGGGGGGGUCACAUCCACCCCCGGAUCCACCCCUGGGGCCGAAAGCACCAUUCUGCAAGGUGCCACUCUCGCACGGACCCUCAAAGUCACAUGGGACCGUUCGCGCGAGGGGGCCCUUGAAGACUACGGGGCGGAGAAACUCAGAAAGGUGUUCUUAAAGUUUGGCGCAGUUGAGGACAUCAUCGUAAAGGAGGAGGUGAAAAAGAAGAAGAAGGGUAGCGCGCUGGUGGUUAUGGGGGCUGAGGCGGGGGCGGCCGCGGCGAUUGGGGCGGUGUGCGGGGAUCUGAGCAACCCGCUUUUAGUUAAGCCAGCGGUACCGGGGUUGAUUCCCGGCCAGGGGGGUUCAGUGGAUGAAGCAAAUAAACCCCCUGGGAACAGCACGAAUCAUGCUGAUGGAAGCGCGGCAACUGGGAAUGGAUUCAAGAGAGCGGAUGUAAGUGGAGCACAGACGACCGGUGUGAGUGGGGGCCAGACGAGUGGGGGGAAUGGGGCCCAGACGAACGGAGCUGAAACAAAUGAUAGAAGCGGGGCGCAAGAGGCGGUCGACGACGGGGCUGAAAGUGAGGGCGCAACCCGGCAAGGAGCCGAAGGUGGCAUAGGAAACAGCGGAGUUGGGCAGAAACCAGGCAUGAGUGGCAGCCAGCGGCCCAACAUCUUUGCGAACGGCCCUCCUCGGCCACUGUUUCCUGGCGCCGGCAGCUCGCUGAACCCGGGCGCAUUCAGCGGCGCCGCAGCGGCGGCCAGUUCGGGGUCCCACAAGGACUACGAAAACGUGACUCUCAUGCGGAUGCGACAGGCUGCUGAGCGGGCCAGGCUCAUCCGAGAAAUGGAGGAACAGGAUGCACGAGAGGCAGAAGCUGAGAAGGGCUCGUAGACUGGAGCUCACCCACAUCCCCAUUCGGUGUAGGAAGCCUGAGAGCCCGCGGUUCGUAGGGAUUGUAUACAUGUAUGAAGCAUUCGAGCAAUUAUCUCAUCAAAGCAAGUUGUAUCAGUUCCAUGUCGGGUCACCAUGCACAUUAUAUCUUUGAUUGAGCGAGAAUCACUUUCAAG